UUGCCUGCUUCACAAACCCUCUCCGCCUCACUAAACUCUCUCUCUCUCUCUGCCCUUCCGGCUGCUCUCCACGCCUUUCGCACCAAACCACUCUCUUUAACAGCUCCUGCGAAAGGCGGAGACACCUACUAAAGUUCUAGCUCGAGUCUCACUCCGAUUCCCAAGAGAUGGUCAAAAUGGUUGAUUCGGUUCAACAGCCCACAGUAUUUCAGAAGGUAGCUGGUCAACUACAUCUUCAUUCUGGUCUUUCAACCGAUAUUCAGGGUUACAAUAGUGGUUUCCAUCAAUCAGCACCGUACCAAAGGCGUGCCACAUUUGGGAAUUACUCAAAUGCUGCUUUUCAGUAUCCCAUAAUGCCAGCAUGUGGUGCAACCACUGAUCUAUCUUUAGUUGCUUCAACUGCGUCCCCCAUUUUUGUUGCAGCCCCUGCUGAAAAACCAAAGGGAAGCUUUCUUAUUGACUUCCUUAUGGGUGGAGUCUCUGCUGCUGUAUCCAAAACAGCUGCUGCUCCAAUUGAGCGUGUUAAACUUUUGAUUCAGAAUCAGGAUGAGAUGAUUAAAAGUGGGAGACUGUCUGAACCCUACAAGGGUAUCGGUGAUUGUUUUAAGCGAACAAUUAAGGAUGAGGGGUUUGGUUCAUUGUGGAGAGGUAACACUGCUAAUGUCAUCCGUUACUUCCCUACUCAGGCCCUGAACUUUGCAUUCAAGGAUUACUUCAAGAGGCUUUUUAAUUUCAAGAAAGACAAGGAUGGUUACUGGAAAUGGUUUGCUGGUAACUUGGCAUCAGGUGGUGCCGCUGGUGCUUCAUCUCUUCUCUUCGUUUAUUCCCUUGACUAUGCUCGUACCCGUCUGGCUAAUGAUGCAAAGGCUGCAAAGAAGGGCGGAGAAAGGCAAUUUAAUGGCCUGGUUGAUGUCUACAGAAAGACGUUGAAAUCUGAUGGUCUUGCUGGACUUUACCGUGGAUUCAACAUUUCAUGUGUUGGUAUCAUUGUAUAUCGUGGUCUCUACUUUGGAAUGUACGAUUCAUUGAAGCCAGUUGUCCUGACUGGAAAUAUGCAGGAUAGUUUCUUUGCUAGCUUUGCUCUAGGUUGGCUCAUCACCAAUGGUGCUGGUCUUGCAUCCUACCCAAUUGAUACCGUUCGUAGAAGAAUGAUGAUGACCUCUGGUGAAGCUGUCAAGUACAAGAGCUCAUAUGAUGCUUUUGCUCAGAUCCUGAAAAAUGAGGGUGCCAAGUCGCUCUUCAAGGGUGCUGGUGCGAACAUCCUCCGUGCUGUUGCUGGUGCUGGUGUCCUUGCUGGUUAUGACAAGUUACAGCUGAUUAUGUUUGGGAAGAAAUAUGGAUCAGGUGGUGCUUAAAUUAAGAGGGGGUAUACUUAGCCGUCUGUGCCAAUUAGCUUUAGAUGGUGAUGAAAAUCUUUUUGAGUUCCAACAAAACUUAUUCCGGCAAAUUUUUUGUUGAAAUAAUUCAGAUGUAGAGGGAAGUCAUUCCCAAACCAAGUUUUAGUUUUAGAUUUGGAUGGAUUUUGAUCCUAUAUAACCUGAUUUAUCGAUGUGGCUGCCAAUGCCCCAGUUACCUUUUGGA
Molecule: messenger RNA, 1581 nt
Organism: Juglans microcarpa x Juglans regia
Lineage: Eukaryota; Viridiplantae; Streptophyta; Magnoliopsida; Fagales; Juglandaceae
Product: ADP,ATP carrier protein 1, mitochondrial
Exons: 5
Coding region: 168-1355 (395 amino acids)
Biological process (GO): mitochondrial ADP transmembrane transport; mitochondrial ATP transmembrane transport
Cellular component (GO): mitochondrial inner membrane
Molecular function (GO): ATP:ADP antiporter activity
Source: RefSeq, a predicted model, not a curated record